This is a messenger RNA of Rubroshorea leprosula, 1951 nucleotides long. Lineage: Eukaryota; Viridiplantae; Streptophyta; Magnoliopsida; Malvales; Dipterocarpaceae. The record is from the annotation of a GenBank genome assembly.
UAUGGCGAUUACUGGAGGGAAAUGCGACGUCUGUACGUUAUCGAACUCUUCAGCAUUAAAAGAGUCCAAUCCUUCCGGUUCGUCAGAGAAGAAGAGGUGGAAUUCCUAAUAAAAUCAAUUUCGGAAUUCUCCAAAUUAGGGACACCGGUCAACCUCAGUGAGAAGCUGAUGUCUCUUACUGCCGAUAUUACUUGUCGGGUUGCUUUUGGAAAGAGUUUUAGAGAAAGGGCAUACGAAGAUUUCGGCGCAGAUUUCGGCGCGGAUUUCGAAGAGGUGAUUCAUGAAGCUAUAGCCAUGUUGGGAAGCUUUGCGGCCGCCGAUUUCUUUCCUUACUUCGGUUGGAUUGUCGACAGAAUGACCGGUCUCCAUACAAGACUCGAACGGAGUUUUAAAAAACUGGAUGCUUUCUUUCAGAAAGUGCUAGACGAUCACCUCUGCUCCGGUCGCCAAAUUACAGAGGAAGAACAGGAAGAUAUCAUCGACGUUCUGAUAAAAAUAGGGAAAUAUGAGAAGGCAUCCGGUACUGAAAAAAUCACUCAUAAUCACAUCAAAGCUAUUCUUAUGGACCUAUUUCUCGCCGGAUCCGAUACCAGUGCCAUAAGCAUGGCUUGGGCCAUGGCGGAGCUGGCAAAGAACCCAAGAGUGAUGAAGAAAGCACAGGAAGAAAUAAGAAACAGCGUUGGGAAUAAAGGGAAAGUCUCAGAAACUGACAUCGAAAAACUUCCGUAUCUGAAGGCGGUGGUUAAGGAAAACUGGCGGCUGCAUCCUCCGGCGACAUUGCUGCUUGCAAGGGAAGCCAUUACCCGAUUCUACGUCUCGGGUUACAUCAUCGACUCAAAGACCCGAAUACAAGUUGCUGCAGUCCCUGAGGAUGUGGGAACUGCUGGUGCAAUUAGGGCCAUUGCACACCACCUGACUGCUGAAGACAUAUUGGUUGUAAGUGGUGAUCUUGUUUCUGAUGUUCCUCCUGGUGCAGUUGUGGCUUCUCAUAGACAUCAUGGUGCAGCCGUGACUGUAGUGCUUUGCUCUGCUCCUGUCAGUGGAGCUUUGGAGUCAGGAUCUGGUGGUGGAAAGGAUAAAAUCAAGAAACCUGGACGAUAUGACAUCACUGGCCGAGACACUACUAAACAAUUUUUGUUAUGCAUUGCAACAGGAGGUGAAAUUGAGAAGGAUACUCGAAUUCAGAAGACCAUUCCACUUGCACUUGGCCAGAUGGAAAUUAGAUCUGACCGUAUGGAUGCUCAUAUGUAUGCAUUCAAAAGAUCUGUUUUACAAGGAGUUCUUGAUCAAAAGUAUACAUUUCAAAGCUUAAAACAGGACGUACUUCCAUAUCUUGUUUGGAGCCAGCUGAGGCUUUACCAAAAAUAUACACCACUUAUGGAAGAAAAUGGAAACCAGAAGAUCAGUACCCUGAAUAACCAAGCAACCCUGCCUCAGAUACUUGCUAAUGCAUCUACCCCAAGCUUUUAUGAACUCUAUGAAUUGGGUUCUAAUGGUUCUGCUCCUAUUUGGGAAAAAAUUAAAUGCUGUGCUUAUAUUGCCAGCAAUAGCAAGUACUGUGCGCGAUUGAAUUCCAUUCAAGCAUUCAUGGAUAUCAAUCGAGAUAUCAUUAGUGAGGCAAAUCAUCUGUCAGGGCAUUCCUUCUCUGCCCAUAAUAAUAUCAUACAUCCUUCAGCAGAGCUUGGAUCAAAAACUACUGUGAGUCCACUUUAAUAGACAGGCGUAUCUAACUUCAUCAUUGGUUUAGAGCAUUGGAUGAUUAUUAUCUGUUACUUGUAUGUGUCAAAUUGUGAGGUUGUCUAGUUACUGAUUUUUUUUGAAGUUUUGAUUUGUUGAUUAAUUGACAUGUGCUUGAUUUAUAAUUGCUAGUUAUACCCAAUUCAGAAAAAGAAAAAGGAAAAAUUCACUGAGGUUUUUGACUUUUUUCGCUCAUUAAAAUGUGUAAGAUUCA